Paramuricea clavata is the source of this 11052-nucleotide messenger RNA. The record is from the annotation of a GenBank genome assembly. NCBI's taxonomy places the organism in Eukaryota, Metazoa, Cnidaria, Anthozoa, Malacalcyonacea, Plexauridae.
UUGAAAAGGGAGUUCUGCCAUUUGAAAAGAGAGUUCAGCCAUUUUAGGCAUUUUCAAAAACAGUAGUUCAACGUUCAAACAUCAAUAGCGCAGUCAAUAUUGCAUGGAAAUUCAACUUUAAUAUAUGAAAAUCAAUUAUCAUUAUUUCGUUGCGAUAGCUUUUACGUUUUUUUUGGACACCCUGUAGUAUUUUUUAUUUUUUCAUUUAUAGGUAGCAUCGUGUUCAGGCGAUGGUGUUGUCCAUUAUAAUGAUGUCAACAGUCAUUUAUCUUACGGGACCAAUCCUUUUCGUUGCCAUACUGGAACGACAUACGAGGUAUUAAAUCCUGGAGGUUCAGUAACGAUCAUCUCUUAUUCAUCCGGUGUUACUACAGGAGGAAACCUAAACUAAACUAACUUUAUUUAUACUGGAUAGCUCGAUCAGUGCUAAACUGUUCUUCCUAGAGGUGCAGUAAGGAUCAUCUCUUAUUGAUUCAGUGUUACUACAGGAGGAAACCCAAACUAAACUAACUUUAUUUAUACUGGAUAGCUCCAUCAGUUCUAAACUGUUCUCCCUAGAGGUCCAGUAAGGAUCAUCUUUUAUUGAUCCAGUGUUACUACAGGAGGAAACCUAAACUAAACUAACUUUAUUUAUACUGGAUAGCUCUAUCAGUUCUAAACUGUUCUUCCUAGAGGUCCAGUAAGGAUCAUCUCUUAUUGAUCCAGUGACAUUACAGAAGGAAACCUAAACUAAACUAACUUUAUUUAUACUGGAUAGCUCUAUCAGUUCAAAACUGUUCUUCCUAGAGGUCCGGUAAGGAUCAUCUCUUAUUGAUCCAGUGUUACUACAGGAGGAAACCUAAACUAAACUAACUUUAUUUAUACUGGAUAGCUCUAUCAGUUCUAAACUGUUCUUCCUAGAGAUCCAGUAAGGAUAAUCUUUUAUUGGUCCAGUGUUUCUACAGGAAGAAACCUAAACUAACUUUAUUUAUACUGGAUAGCUCUAUCAGUUCUAAACUGUUCUUCCUAGAGGUCCAGUAAGGAUCAUCUUUUAUUGAUCCAGUGUUGCUACAGGAGGAAACCUAAACUAAACUAACUUUAUUUCUACUGGAUAGCUCUAUCAGUUCUAAACUGUUCUUCCUAGAGGUCCAGUAAGGAUCAUCUCUUAUUGAUCCAGUGUUACUACAGGAGGAAACCUAAACUAAACUAACUUUAUUUAUACUGGAUAGCUCUAUCAGUUCUAAACUGUUCUUCCUAGAGGUCCAGUAAGGAUCAUCUCUUAUUGAUCCAGUGUUACUACAGGAGGAAACCUAAACUAAAUUUAUUUAUACUGGAUAGUUCUGUCAGUUCUAAGACUAGGAAAUUAAAUUGAAAUGUUAUUUUCAGGUGAACACAACCCCAGGGGAUCCGCACACCUUCAUGUCUUCUGGUGAAGAUGGUACAAUACGUUUGUUUGAUGUACGAAGUAAGACAAAGUGUUUAUGUGACGGUUGCAAAGAGGUACUGUAUAUCAAUGUGUUUUUUUUAAAGAUAUACCAGAUAGGGCUUUUGUUAUCCGGCCCGAUAUGCCGGGUACUUAAAAAAUAUCCGGCCAGCUAGGCAGCUACCAGAUUUACUGAUCAACUCGAAAGUUUAUGCUCCUUUGAUCACUAUGCACCCUUCACCUUAUUAAAUUAACUUGAAAUUAUUAAUUCAAAGCAUAAUCAUUUGUAAAGUUUUAUAUACAUUUUCCUUGUUUUGUAAAUAGUGCAGUUUCUGAAUAAAUCUUGAAAUCUUGAAAUCUAGAUGAUUUUGAUAUAUGGUUUGGGUUUUUAUUUACGGUAAAAUAAUGAUUUUUUGGAGCACUUCUGUAAGAAUUUCUCUGUUUCUUUAGGAUGUACUGAUAGACUGUCAGAAAGCAGUCACGUCGUUCAGUGUUAAUCCAGUUCAACCUUAUUACGUCGCCAUUGGCUGUGAGAAUAGUUUGUUACGAGUUUAUGAUCGACGAUCACUGAGUACAGGCGAGCCAGGCAAGGAACAUGACAAACAGCGUGGUCUAUUGUAUCAGUUCAAACCAAAAGCGUUAGAGAAACGGGAUUGCAGAGUGACCUCGCUCAAAUACAGGUAUGUUGAAAUAGGUUGGUGUUACUAAGUAAACACUAUCGUGCAGCAGAUAGUGGUCAACCUGCAGUUAUCAGAGUGAGAAAAUAAUCUUAAAUCUUGUAUUUGGAGGAAAAUAAAUAGAAUUGUUAUUUAAUUUGCUUCAUCCUGUAGUAACACUAGAUCAAUAAGAGAUGAUCUUUACUGGACCUCUAGGAAGAACAGUUUAGAACUGAUAGAGCUAUCCAGUAUAAAUAAAAUUAGUUUAGUUUAGGUUUCCUCCUGUAGUAACACUGAAUCAAUAUGAGAUGAUCUUUACUUGACCUCUAGGAAGAACAGUUUAGAACUGAUAGAGCUAUGCAGUAUAAAUAAAGUUAGUUUAGUUUAAGUUUCCUCCUGUAGUAACACUGAAUCAAUAAGAGAUGUCUUUACUGGACCUCUAGGAAGAACAGUUUAGAACUGAUAGAGCUAUGCAGUAUAAAUAAAGUUAGUUUAGUUUAGGUUUCCUCCUGUAGUAACACUGGAUCAAUAAGAGAUGAUCCUUACUGGACCUCUAGGAAGAACAGUUUAGAACUGAUAGAGCUAUCCAGUAUAAAUAAAGUUAGUUUAGUUUAGGUUUCCUCCUGUAGUAACACUGGAUCAAUAAGAGAUGAUCCUUACUGGACCUCUAGGAAGAACAGCUUAGAACUGAUAGAGCUAUCCAGUAUAAAUAAAGUUAGUUUAGUUUAGGUUUCCUCCUGUAGUAACACUGGGUCAAUAAGAGAUGAUCCUUACUGGACCUCUAGGAAGAACAGUUUAGAACUGAUAGAGCUAUGCAGUAUAAAUAAAGUUAGUUUAGUUUAAGUUUCCUCCUGUAGUAACACUAGAUCAAUGAGAGAUGAUCCUUACUGGACCUCUAGGAAGAACAGUUUAGAACUGAUAGAGCUAUCCAGUAUAAAUAAAGUUAGUUUAGUUUAGGUUUCCUCCUGUAGUAACACUGCAUCAAUAAGAGAUGAUCCUUACUGUGGACCUUUAGAGAAAACAGUUUAAGUAUAUUAAUAGAAGUUUAAGGUUUAUAAAAUUUAAAAUAGUGGUUCUUGUUGCUUUUUUAGUUCAGAUGGUGAGAAUCUUCUUGCAAGUUAUUGUUCGGACUAUGUGUAUCUCCUCGACUCUAUCCCUAAGCAGGCGGAUCAAUUGCAGCGAGGCAUGGAGGACGAGACAGAUGGGCCAUGCCCGAACACAGGCAACGAUCCACCAAUGAAACGACUGCGCUUGCGCGGGGACUGGUCGGACACGGGGCCGAAUGCCCGGCCAGAGGGUGAAGAACCCGGUGCUAGUGAAGAUAACUUCGUGCAACGCAUGUCGGGAUACUUCACAAGAUGGAUCGAGGAGUCGAUACGGAAUGCACGAAGACAACGGCGACGAAAUCCGACUGGAUCGCGAAGACGUCCCGAAGGUGAUACGGAGGAUCACGAAGACGAUCCGGAGCAAAGCGAUGAUGGUGAGAACUCUGAAACGUUGGAGAGCGCAUUACCUUUGACAGAGGAAAGUUGUGAUGAGCAAAGGACUCAGACCGAUUCAGAUAGUGACGUCACUGAGACUAACGAUGACGUCACUGGAAAUAAAGAUGGCGUCACUGAAACUAGCAAUGACGGCACUGGAAAUAAAGAUGACGUCACUGAAAAUAUGGAUGACGUCGCUGGUAAUGACAGUGACGUCACUAAUAGUCCCGUUGAUGUCGCCAACCAUCAGAAUAACGUGACGCAAAAAGGAGAAAAAGUUCCUAAUCGUUCUCAUAAUGUGAAUGACGCAUCAGAAUGUAAGAAACCAAGAGACGUGAAUUUUUCACGUGAUUCUAGUUGCAGAUCACGUGACGGUGGCGACGUCACCAAUAGCAAUUCUAAUGAUACGAGAACAUAUUAUGAAAAUCAGGCACGAAGCAAGAAUCUUUAUAGAAAUCGACGUCGCAAACGAAAUAAUGCCUCCGACGCGAUCAAGAGUGAGGACAACACAGUUCGAAAUAGGAGCGAGAAUACUGAGUCACGUGAUCAGAUGACGUCAUGUGAUGAUGGUAUCCAUGACAACAUGACAUGUAACCAUAGUAAUGAGAUGCGUGAUGGUGAACUAGAUAGGGAUCCCUGUGGGGGAGCAAAACUACAAUCUGAUGCUUCAAGUAUCCGGGAAACUAAACCCCCGGAGAAUGAACCAUCACCGGCGAUAAGUUCAAGGGGAUUGUCACCUACCCGGAAUUUAUGUUCUGAGACACAAAAUGCAGAAGUUGGUAUUCCAACAUGUGAUGAUAACACUGGAAUUUUCUCAACUGAAACUGUGGACUUGGAAACUGUAACCACGGGGUCUGACACAAUGGAUUCUAGUUGUUCAUUGUUAGAUUCCACUACCCAAGAGAGUCAGAAUAGCAGUUAUGAAAAUUUGGAAUCAGAAGCGCUAGGGUCAAAUUGUGAGGGAUUAUCACCCGAUGGGGAUAAUAAUAAUCUAGCUAAUGAAAGGACACAAAUUGGUACGAGGAGAAAUGAACCCUCGGAUAUUGAAAGCUCAGAAAAUAGUUCGGCACCGGGGAUUAGUACUAGGGUAACAAUCCCCUUUGGUACGAAUACCCGGGGGUCUGAAACACCCACCAUGGAAACUGGACCUGCAGAAACAGCUUCGGGAAAUCACGAAGAAACCGUCGGCGAAUCUUCGAGAUCUGUCGGGGAUGACUCGAGACGCGAUGCCGCGGCUUCGACUAUUCAGAAUUUCUUCCGGUUUCGUGUGAAAAAAGAUUUUCAGUCAAUUCCAUGUGAUUUUCCCAUUCACUCGAAUGUGAAGCAAGUUUUCAAAGGACAUAGAAACGCUCGUACAAUGGUAAGUUUAAUGAAUAGGAUGACGUUAUUUCUGUGUUGGUGUAAUGUACUCAGGUGAAUAAGAUGCUUGUGAUGUUACUCUGAGUGUAUAUCCACACCGGGCAAGCUUGAAAAAUAUGCCUGGCCACGGUGGGAAUCGAACCUACGACCUUUGGAACACUAGCCCAAUACUCUGUCAACUGAGCUACGCGGAACCGACCUGACCUGAUCUUAAAUGAAUAAUAUAUUAUGUAGAUGUCUUCUUACGAUUUUAUUGUAUGUAUAUGUAUAGAAAUUUAUAAAUUAUUAUAGUAGUUUAUAAAUUUUAAAUUUUUGUAUAAAGCUUCAUGCAAUUCAGCCGAAAGGCUGCCAUAUGAUUCUAAUAAACGGUCUAUCUAUCUUGAUAUACUACUUGAUGUUUUUAUUAGAUCAAGGAAGCGAACUUCUGGGGAGAUGACUACGUUCUCAGUGGUAGCGACUGUGGUCGUAUUUUUAUCUGGUCAAGAAAGACGGCUGAAGUGGUCAUGCUGCUCGAAGGCGAUCAACAUGUUGUCAACUGUGUUCAACCUCAUCCGUGUGCACCGAGUGAGUAUUAGUUUUGAAAAGGUGUUCAUUUUAAUCUACUCCACUCAGCGAUGCCACUUAAAGGGCAUAUGACUCGAAAAUUGACGUUGUUAUUUUUUUACUCUUUUUUUCAGAUAGGUCAUUGAAAACUGUAGAGUAACUUCUUUGAUUGAUUUUUGUUUUCUUGCUUCGUUUUGGAGAUAUUUCAUUUUGUAUGAUACACAAAGGACCAACUUCUGAAAAGCGCACUAAAAGCUGUAUAUCUUUAAAAUACUACUAAACACAAUCAGUAGAAAACCUACAUGGGUGUUGUUGUGGACAAAUCUCGUGCUCAUCAUUCAUUUUGAGCGAAUUUAUUUGAUUGUGACAAAAUUAUAUAACAUUUUAAAGUAAAUCAUUAUGCAUAUGUGACGUAGAAAGUUGAUCCUUUGCAUAUCAUACAAAAUGAAAUAUCUCCAAAACGAAGCAAGAAAACAAAAAUCUGUCAAAGAAGCUACUUUAUAGUUUUCAAUAAUCUUUCAAAUUAGACUAAAAAAUAACACCGUCAAUUUUCGAGUCAUAUCCCCUUCAACCUAUUUGUACCACUUGCGAUUGGGCCAACUUGGACACAAAAGUUGGUUGCCCGGAAUAAAAUUCACUUGGCAUCAGGUCUAGUUUUGCUCUCGUAUUAGCAAAAUUUGAUGAAUUAAGAGGCAAUUUUGUUCUUCUCAAAAUUACUUUGUUUUAGCUUUAUUUUGUAGUUUACACAGCUCUGGCGGUUGAGAAACAGAAAAUAAUAGUUAAAUAUUGUCAAUUUAAAUACAAUUAUCAUUGAUGCUGUAACAUUGACGCCAUAUUUAUACAGCAAUAUAAGCAAAACUUAACUGAACUUCAGACAUCAUUUUCUCUUUGGCGUACCAUCUAAAAUCUCUUCAUUUUAGCAUUAUUUUACAGAUAAAGCAAUAAACAUAUUUUAAAGUUUGUUUUCCGCUUGAGAAACGUAUUAAAAACUGUUUCGAGAAACAUGUUGUUACAUGUCAACCAUAUUUGUUUCGUGGUACUGGAGGAGGAAGAUUAUUGAAAUUAUUUUUCAUUUUCUUGUUAGUGCUAGCUACGAGUGGCAUCGACUACGAUAUCAAACUAUGGACUCCAACAUCUUCGAAUGUUUGCCCUCUCGAAAAUGCACAUGAGGUACGACAAAACUAAUUAAUGAGCCAUUUAUAUUACACAUGGUAUAACAACAGUGUAAUCCAGUCACCAAUAUCUGAUCAGAAUGUUCCAUUGUUUUGAAAAUCCUACUGUUUUCCAUGCCAUCCAGUCGUAAUCCAGUGAUCGGAAUGUCGCAUUGUCUUUUCAUUGUUUUGAAAAUCUCACUGUUCUCCAUGCCAUCCAGUCAUGAUCCAGUGAUCAGAUUGUUCCAUUGUCUUUUCAUUGUUUUGAAAAUCUCACUGUUCUCCAUGCCAUCCAGUCAUGAUCCAGUGAUCAGAAUGUUCCGUUGUCUUUUCAUUAUUUUGAAAAUCUCACUGUUCUCCAUGCCAUCUAGUUUUGAUCCAGUGACCAGAAUGUUCCAUUGUCUUUUCAUAAUUUUGACUAAUAUUAAACACUUUUCCUAAUUUAACUUUGUAUAAAUAUUUUCAGGUAAUUGCACGAAAUGAGAGAAUGUUGCGAGAAAGUCGUGAUACCCUGACUGUCCCUGCUUCGUUUAUGAUCAGAGUAUUGUCAUCACUUCAUAGAGUUCGCUUUAAUGGUAAGCUGCUUUUGGCGGUGGAUCUUGUCCGAUUAGCUACUUAACUGUCGAAAACUUGUGUACGAACUUAACUAUGGUCUGAAAAUCAAGCACACAACUAACCUACGACAACAUACUUUACAGAUUGAAUUUUACGGCACACCUUCAAAUCAUAUUUGAAGGUGUGCCGUAAAAUUCAAUCUGUAAAGUAUGUUGUCGUAGGUUAGUUGUGUGCUUGAUUUACACAGUACAACUCAAGUUGUAAGCAGGUUGCACGCGAGUCUCAAUCGAUCUUAAGAUUCUUUAUUGCUUCUAGGAAAUUUCUUAGUAUAACAAGAAAACCCAGCCACAAUCGUGUACACAACUUGUUCAUAAAAUUUUAAUUUGCCUCUGUGAGAAUAUAAAUUCUAGUUGGGUUUCUGUACCUUGCCUAAAAUAUCCACCCCCCUUUCCCCAAGACAAUGUUGCUGAAUUACGUUUGAAGUGCGGGGCAAAUAAUGGCAACAUUGGGUGGGGGAGGGGGGGGGCAAAAUCCUACAUCAAGUUAGUUAAAUUUGUUUUCCUAAAAUUUCGAUCUAUUUUGUUAACAGUUUUGUUCUAAAACAGACAUACUUCUCUUCAACAAGAAUCACUCGUUUAAUUGCUUAUAUGCAACGAAAUUUCAAACUAUGGUUUUUUGUUAUGAUUGGUUUUUAAAGAACAAUUAUUUAAAAUGGCUCAUAUAGAAUACUUUGCCAAAUUCUCUUAUAAUUAAAUAUUGUCAAUUUACACUUAACAAAUAUAAAACAUUUUCCGUGUUGAUAUACAGUUAUAUCAACACGAGUGGAAAUUGGGAAAGCGAGAAAUUGUAUGGAAACGCAACGCCCGAAGGGCGGAGUAUUUUCAUACAAUUUCGAGUUUUCCCAACUUCCACGAGUGUUGAUAUAACUAUAUAUCAAUACGGAAAAAAUGUUUUAUAUUUUUUUUAUAAUAUAGCAAUGUCAAAAGCUCGAAGGAUAAGAAAAAUUUCCGUGUUUACAAGCCGCGGAAAAUUUUCUGUGUUGACAUUGAGGUGUAUCAACACGGCUCUUAGCCAAUCAGCGUUCAGAACUUACAAAUGCUAUAUUAUAAAUACAAUUAUCAUUCAUGCUGUAAAAUUGACACCAUAUUUAUACAGCAAUACAAGCAAAAUUAACUGGCAAAGCAUCUAUUUAGUCAUUCUUUUUUUUUUACAAUGCGAUCAUAAAAAAAAACGUUGUGAAAUUUCGUUGUAUAUAAGUAAAGUGCUUCAAAAUUUCUAAAUAUAUUUUCCAGGGGGAGUCAGCGAGCAGUCAUCAGCAGAUUCAGACAGUGAUUUGGACGAGGAUUAAUAGAGCUCAUUUGGUAACCGCCAGAAAGCAUUGUACAAGGUAUUGAUUGGGCAACUACAUGCAAACGUGUUGAUAUAUCGGCUGAAAAGCGAUAAGCCAUACGGUGGCAAAUAAUCAGUCAAUGACUCCGAUAAUAUCAUAUCCAUUGGUAUUGAUACAGACCAUUUGUCCGGACCUUUUUUGAUACCCUAAAACUUACCCCGAUGAACUCACUAUAUAUCCCAAUAUACCCCUUGUGUACACCAUCUAUACCCCUGUACACACAUAUGUAUAUAUAUACCCCUGUAUACACAUAUGUACCCCUGUAUACACUUAUGUACCCUGUUGAUACAUCCCAAUAUACCCCGUAUUAUAAACUAUCGUCAUCAGCAGGCGAGUCUGAUGAACCGGUGCCAUGAAAUGUUAAUUUCCAUUGGAGUAAUAUACCCGCGGUUACAUGUCCCGACUCGGAAUUGAACCCCGGAACAAAGUCCUCUUGAAAUCCAUUAUUCACCUGAACUCUCUGGGACCCAGUCUCUUCGAGCGACUCUUGUGGGUGCGCGUCGAUGUACAUCUGUUCGCGUUUGAUCUGCGAACCUGUUACGAAGUCGUUCCGAUCGUCUUCGGGAUAUAGCGAAUCGUAAACAUCGCGUUUCACAUAAUUUCGCCUCGUCGGGUCUUCGUCGUAGCGAUACUCGGAGAUGUACGGUGGGUUUUCGUAGCCGUACGAUAUCGGCUGGCCAUAGUUGUAGUUAUUAUAGUAAGCUGAAGUGGAUUGGUUCCACAGUGGUCGCUCAGUUGCUGAAAAAACAAGAUAUCAUGUUCGGGAUGAAUAAAGCAUGCAAUUUCUGUCGCGAUAAAUUGUAAACUACAGGGGCCGGUUGUAUAAAACUCUUAAUCACUUUUUUAAUCACUAUUUUGUAGUUAAAUAGUGAUUAACUCUCAAAUACGUGCUUCUUAUUGGAUGACGUUUCCACUUAAUUAUAGUUAACUUUAAUCACUUUUUUAUACAACCGGCCCCAGGAUGUCCCAAAAAAAAACCUAUUGAAAUAACGUAUUGUUAGAAUUUGAAUGCCUCAGCUCUCUCAUGCUGAACUCACAAGUGCAUAAAAGCUUGACAUAAGUAAAUUUUAUGCAUAAAGAAACUAUUUAAGAAGCUGCUUUAAAUUCCUAACAGCAGAAAAUCGUGCGCUUUACAAAGAUUUCAAAGAAGACUUUGAAUUUCUUAAUAAGUCAAUAUUUAAUACAUGCACCCUGUCAAUAUUUUACGCAUCUUUGCGUUCAGCUUAGUGCCAGGGCAUUCAAAUUCUAACAAUACGUUAUUUCAAUAGUUUUGGGGUUUUUGGGACACCCUGUAUAGUAGAACUGUCAUUAAAUAUUUUUUGCAUUAGCUUAUUUUGUCUUCUGUGUAAAGCAGAAUAAAAAAGCUACAUUUAAGGAAACAUAUUUUCUAAUUUAAAGCGAGUCAGUCGUGUGGAAACCGAUUGUUCUUUGAACAACUUUGUGCAUAUUCAAAUGAUGUAAAUAUAUAUAUGAAUAUAAAAUAUUCAGAAAGUUCAAAAUAUUGAGUUAGGACAAGUGUUAAAAUAUGUUAUAUUAAUAUUGAAAUUUUACUUCACGAGAGAAAGACGCAAUACUCGUGAAAAUUAUCUAACACAUAUGGCACUUAAAUGGUUAACAAAAGGGAAGUGGCAAUAUAUUUUUUAUUUUCUCAUUUGAAAGAACUUUUAAGGUACUAGAUAAAACAUGAGCAGCCGAUCUGUAUCUGAUAUACAAACUCUAGCCGAAGGCGAGAGUUUGUAUAUCAGAUACAGAUCGGAUGCGAAUGUUUAAACAUUCAUUCCUUUUGUAUUUUCCUCGUGAAUUAUUAAUGAAUUUUUUAAGAUUAUAUAUAAUCCUCUUUUACCGUUUUUUCAUAUCUCGCUUACUUCUAGAAAUAUUUUGAUCGAAAGAAAUGAAAUGUCGGCCAUCUUGGAUUUUUGUAGAUAUGCAUGUUACGUCACAACAGGGGUCACGCAAUAUUUUUAUCUAGACAACUACUAAUCAUUUUGCCCUCAAAACUAUACUCUGUCUGCCCUUCGAAAUAUCAAGAUCACUCAGAACCUUUAAAACAUCUACCAAACAAUAUUUGGUGAGCAACAAAUACUGUUAUAUGGUUAAUCCCUGUUGUGACAUCACCAAAACUACCGUUAAUGAGAUAAAAAAAUUAUCCAAGAUGGCAAAUAUCUCAUUACUUCAAGUGAAAAUAUUUCAACAACUAAGCAAGAUAGGAAAAAUCGGUUAAAGAAGUUAAUAUAUAGUUUCAAAAGUUCUUCAAAUGAGAAAAUUUAUAUUGCCAUUUCUCUUUAAGAUUAUAAUGGUAUAUUGUAGUUUUUAUCCAGGGCCGUAGCAACCGGGGGGGCUGCAGCCCCCCCCCCCCCAAUAAUUUGCUAAUAAUCAUUCUUUUUUCAAAAUCAUGCAAACUUUAUCAUUUAAUCUGUGAUAAACUGCAAAGAAUGAAGAUAUUACUCAUACUCCAGAUCGUUCCUCGCGUAGAAAUUUUAGCUGAAUUUCUGUCGCGCAUUUUCAAGAAAAUCCC